CACAUUCUAAGUGGAGGGGCGGAGAUAAAUGGCAAGCAAGCUUGCAGGAGAUAUAAGGGAUAAAAACAAGAUUCUUAUGCCCCAAGUUAUGAAACCAGCUCAGGGCUGUGCCUGCAGGGAAGAUUGCUCAAGGGCAAGCCUUCUCCUCGGCUCUCAAAGCUGAGGCCUGCCCCCAGAGUCAGGUGACAGACUAUUAGUUUAAAGGCGGAAGAGGAACGGAGAGGGCGCCGAGCCUAGAGGCUAGUCCUGCCCCGGUGCUGAAAGCACUGCUGUUGCUUGCUGCCAUUCCUCUCCGGAGGAGAGAACAUGCGUAGGGAUGGCCGUCUGUGGGCCACGGCUCGCGCCGCCGCCGCCGCCGCCCGCCCGGCCCUGCUGCUGCUCCUGCUGCUCCCGCCGCUCCUGCCGGGAUGCUCCGCAGAACCCAAGCGCUACGAACCUAACUGGGAGUCGCUGGACGCCCGCGAGCUCCCCGCUUGGUUCGAUGAGGCUAAGUUCGGGAUCUUCAUUCACUGGGGCUUGUUUUCCGUGCCCAGCUUCGGGAGCGAGUGGUUCUGGUGGUAUUGGAGACAGUUAAAAAUACCGGAGUUUGUGGAGUUUAUGGAUGCUAACUAUCCUCCAGGAUUCACAUAUGAAGAAUUUGCACAGGAAUUUAAAGGAAUGUUUUUUAAUGCCAGCGCCUGGGCAGAUAUGUUGGAGUCCUCAGGUGCCAAGUACAUCGUCUUAACUACCAAACAUCAUGAAGGUUUCAACCUCUGGAAAUCUAAUAAUUCGUGGAAUUGGAAUUCUGUUGAUGUGGGGCCAAGACGGGACAUUGUAAAAGAACUGGAAGUAGCCAUUAAAAAUAGGACCAACAUGCACUUUGGCCUGUACUACUCCCUUUUUGAAUGGUUCAACCCCCUUUUCCUUCAGGAUAAAAAUAAUUUCUUCCAGACAACAUAUUACCCACUCUCUAAAAGCAUGCCUGAUCUCUAUGACUUAGUAAACACAUACAAGCCUGAGAUUCUCUGGGCAGAUGGUGAUGGAAAUGCACCAGAUACUUACUGGAACAGCACUGGCUUCUUAGCCUGGCUAUAUAAUGACAGUCCAGUUCGCGAUGUAGUUGUAACCAAUGAUCGAUGGGGCCUUAAUAACAUCUGCAAGCAUGGUGGCUACUAUACCUGUGAUGACCGUUACAACCCUGGACACCUUUUGCCUCACAAGUGGGAAAACUGUUUGACGAUAGACAAGGAAUCUUGGAGUUACAGGAGGAACGCUGUACUCUCUGACUACCUCACAAUUGAAGAAAUAGUGGAGGAACUAGUGUCAACAGUUUCAUGUGGAGGAAAUUUUUUGAUGAAUAUUGGUCCCACAAAAGAUGGCAUUAUUGCUCCAAUAUAUGAAGAACGUUUGGCCCAAAUAGGAGCCUGGCUGAAAAUCAAUGGGGAAUCCAUUUAUGGAACCAAACCUUGGCGAGCACAGAAUGAUACCAUCACACCAAGAGUCUGGUAUACAUCAAAACCUAAAGAAAAUCUGGUCUAUGCUGCAUUCCUUCAAUGGCCUACAUCAGGGAUACUAGUACUUGGUGAGCCCACAGCGACCGUUGAGUCAACAGAAGUCAAAUUACUGGGUUAUGAAUAUCCACUUAAAUGGACUUCUCUGCCAAAUCACGGAAUAGUGGUGGAACUUCCACAGCUAACUCUUGAUGAAUUGCCAUCUAAAUGGGGCUGGUCCCUAGAAUUGAAAAAUGUAUAUUGAAUGAUGGAAACUCAUUCUCAAGUGGGAGGUUUACCUAUGUUCUCCUCUUUGUGGAAGGGAAACAUGCUACAAAUGAACCUAAGACUGAAUUCUUUCACAUUGAGUACAUAAAGUAGAAUGGAGAACCAGGAGAACAGCCAAAGUGAACCAAAGAGUGGAAGCGAUUAUUUGGUUGAUAAGGGUUUGUUCUGAGCCUGAAUUGCUCAGUUAAUUGCUUCAGUUUUCUAAUGUUCUUGGCUGUCAGAGAAUUGUUUCUUGGAUAUUGUGUGUAUGGUGGGGAGGAUUUUAAAAGUGAGCUGUCAGUUGCUAUCCUAGAACUCAGGUGAUUGUAAUUACGUCUAGGUAAUUUGUUUUGCUUCUCACCAUUUUUUCUUACCUUUAAUCCUUUGGACAAAGACCAUCUAGGACUAAUUUAUGGCCAAAUUUCUGACCUAAGCAGUAACUCUUAUGUUAGAAACCAGGAAGGCUAUUUUUCUGAUCCUGUGAUCAGAAAAAGUAGACUUCAUUCUAACAGGUAAAUAUUGACUCAAAAAGAAAAUUAAGGACUUAGUACUCUUUGUUGCAUACUGGGAUAAAGUCAAUAGUUACCAAUAAAGCCUCCAUUUUGAAUGUUAGGUGUUUUCAAUUCGCUUAUGUCAAUCAAAUAAAUCAGCUACUGGCAGUUUUAUAAUUUGUCUAUCCAGAGAAUUAUUGUAAUGAAAGAGUAUUGUCAUGUACUAAUGUUUUGAUGGAGUGAUUUUUUUUAAAUGUGUUUGUGCUUUAGGCAUAAUUAAGACAUUCUAGUAUAUAUAUGCCGCCAUAUUUUAGUUUAAUAAUAAAAAUGUCCUCUGGGGUUUCAUGAACAAUCAGUAAUUAUUAUAAGACCAUAUAAAAAAAACCACCCAAGAAUUAGAGUAGUUUUGGGAUACGCUUAUAAAUACUAAUUUGUUCUCCCUCAACAUCCUUAUAACAGUAUUCUCCUUACAGCAAACACACCAUGAAAAAAAUCUAUAGGACAUCAUAUAAAUGCUUUGGCAGGGAAGAAACUAGAGCUGACAGCUGACCACUCAUAAGGUGUUGCCAACUUUUUGUUUGACAGGGAAUCUUCUAAGAUAAAAACCUAUUAAUAAGGGAAGUUACUAUGUUUAUUUUUAUUCUCUCUUUGGUCUGGGGUAUAUGAGACAAUUAAGAGCUUAAAAAAUUUUAGAUGUUUAUAAAUGCUUGUCUCUGUUGGCUAGACAUUUCUUUCAGUGAAUAACCCAGAAAACAAUAAAAUACAUAUUAAUUGUUCAGGCCCUGUGAGGACCUUUGUAAAUAUCUGGAAGAUAAAGAUAAAAUUAGGAAAUCAAACUGAAAAACAAAAUUUUACUGUGACAAGUAACU
This is a messenger RNA of Dromiciops gliroides (monito del monte), 3096 nucleotides long. RefSeq names its product alpha-L-fucosidase 2 (gene FUCA2). Bases 307 to 1734 code for a protein of 475 amino acids. The record is from RefSeq and is a predicted model, not a curated record. Gene Ontology annotation, molecular function: alpha-L-fucosidase activity. Gene Ontology annotation, biological process: glycoside catabolic process; fucose metabolic process. The transcript is spliced from 7 exons. Gene Ontology annotation, cellular component: lysosome. NCBI's taxonomy places the organism in Eukaryota, Metazoa, Chordata, Mammalia, Microbiotheria, Microbiotheriidae.